AUGGAGGGAGUAGGUUUAAUCAUUGGCCUAUCAGUUUCUAGUGGCCCAACUAUUCUAAUUUUGUUUCUUGCCUCAAAGAUAAUAGUACGCAAGCUUAAGCAUCAGAAGGAACAGAAGUUGAGACAAAAGUUCUUCAAUCAAAAUCGUGGACAAUUGUUGCAAAAAUUGGUAUCUCAUAGGUCAGAUAUUGCAGAGAGGAUGAUCAUCCCACUAAGGGAUCUAGAAAAGGCCACAAACAAGUUCCAUCCAACUCGUAAGCUUGGUGGUGGAGGGCAUGGUACCGUAUACAAAGGAAUUUUAUCAGACUUGCAUGUUGUUGCAAUCAAAAGGUCAAAUAUUGUGGUCAAGAGUGAGAUUAACGAGUUUAUAAAUGAAGUUUCCAUACUCUCACAGAUCAAUCAUAGGAACAUUGUAAAGCUUUUUGGAUGUUGUCUUGAGACAGAAGUCCCCUUGUUGGCUUAUGAGUUCAUUUCCAAUGGAACCCUAUGUGAUUAUCUUCACAAGAAACCACUAAGAUCAGUACCUUGGCGAGACAUAUUAAGGAUUGCAGUAGAAAUUGGCAAAGCCCUUUCUUACCUUCACUCGGGUAUUUCUGUCCCCGUAAUACACAGAGAUAUAAAGUCCACCAAUAUACUUCUUGAUGAUGCUUUGACAGCGAAGGUGUCUGACUUUGGAGCUUCAAGGUACAUUCCUAAAGAUAAAACAACAAUUACAACAGUGGUGCAGGGAACGUUGGGAUAUUUAGAUCCUAUGUACUUUUAUUGUGGCCGUCUAACAGAAAAAAGUGAUGUUUAUAGCUUUGGAGUUAUUCUCAUUGAGUUGCUUACAAGGAAGAUGCCAAUUAUAUAUAGAUCCUCCACUGGUGAUGGGCUAGUUGCACAAUUUGUUGAACUACUUGCAGAAGGUAAAUUGGUAGAAAUACUAGAUCCGCAAGUAAUUGAGGAGGGUGGUACCCAAGUUGAAGUGGUAGCUUCUCUAGCUAUGUCGUGCAUAAAGCUAAGAGCAGAGGAGCGACCAACUAUGAGGUCAGUGGAGAUGACACUAGAAGCACUUCAAGGACCCAAAGAACAUUUUCGGAUUCGGGAUGCAACAUACGAGGGGAGUUAUUCGGCAAUGAGAUAUACACCACCAGUAAGAAGGGCAAGCUUAGAGGACACGAGCAGGCAAUAUAGUCAAGAAGAAGAGUUUGUGUUGUCCGCAAGCUACCCUCGAUAG
Molecule: messenger RNA, 1215 nt
Organism: Triticum aestivum (bread wheat)
Lineage: Eukaryota; Viridiplantae; Streptophyta; Magnoliopsida; Poales; Poaceae
Product: wall-associated receptor kinase 5-like
Exons: 2
Coding region: 1-1215 (404 amino acids)
Biological process (GO): protein phosphorylation; cell surface receptor signaling pathway
Cellular component (GO): plasma membrane
Molecular function (GO): ATP binding; protein serine/threonine kinase activity
Source: RefSeq, a predicted model, not a curated record